AUGAUCGGACGUCGUCUCUUCGCCCCAAGUGUCUUCUACUUUGCCGCUAUCGCUGUUAUCUUGGUCCUUCAGGUCUCUCCCCUGGUCCAGUCAGCUCCAGUUGCCAUUCACUCACCAUCAACAGGACGGGAACAAGUGGUUGUCAAGCCCCUGGGCUCGAGCGCAGCCGAGGGUUAG
Messenger RNA from Linnemannia hyalina, 177 nucleotides. The record is from the annotation of a GenBank genome assembly. NCBI's taxonomy places the organism in Eukaryota, Fungi, Mortierellomycota, Mortierellomycetes, Mortierellales, Mortierellaceae.